Molecule: messenger RNA, 2612 nt
Organism: Pipra filicauda (Wire-tailed manakin)
Lineage: Eukaryota; Metazoa; Chordata; Aves; Passeriformes; Pipridae
Gene: NFKBIE
Product: NFKB inhibitor epsilon
Exons: 6
Coding region: 1-1086 (361 amino acids)
Molecular function (GO): protein binding
Source: RefSeq, a predicted model, not a curated record
AUGUCGCGGGCGGCGGGCGGCGAGUGCCGCAAGGAAGCGGCGGCCUGGGAGGGAGAGGACGGGCAGUGCGACUCGGGCAUCGAGUCGCUGCGCUCGCUGCCGGGCGGCAAGGAGACCCCCGCCGCCCCCGAGGCCGCCCCUGAGACCCUCACCGAGACCCUCGCCGAGACCACCGCCGCCGCCGAGGAGCGGCUGGACUCCAGCUACGGCUCCGGCGCCCUUCCUGAGGCUCUGCCCGGGCUGCCGGGCGUUCCGGGGAGCCGUCCCGAGGAGCCGUCGCCGCCGGCCGAGGGGCUCAGCCGGCAGCAGCUGGACGCGCUCACCUACCUUUCGGAGGACGGAGACACGUUGGUUCAUCUGGCCAUUAUCCACUGUGUCCCAGCUGUAGCACUCUGCUGCAUUGCUCAGCUACCCAGGGAGGUGCUGGAGAUACAAAAUGAUCUUUUCCAGACCCCGCUCCAUCUUGCUGUGUACCUGGAGCAGCCCCGCGUGAUCCAGGCACUGAUCCACAAGGGAGUGAACCCCGGGCUGCAGGACCGCAAUGGCAACACCCCGCUGCACCUGGCCUGUGAGCAGCAGCACCUGCAGUGCGCCCAGCAGCUGCUGGAGAGCACAGCCCCACCGGAGGGCACAGCUCAGCCCCACAGGCACCACCAGGACCUGCAGCUCCAGAACUGGCAAGGCUUGGCCUGUCUCCACAUCAGCACCUUGAAGGGGAACAUCCCAAUGAUGUCUCUGCUGCUGGAAAGUGGUGCCAACAUCGAUGUUCGGGAGGGCACGAGUGGGAAGACCCCCUUGCACCUGGCUGUGGAGUGCCACAACCGCAAGGCUGUCCAGUUCCUGCUGCGCAACGGGGCGUAUGUGGAUGCCCAGAUGUAUAAUGGUUGCACCCCGCUCCACCUGGCUGUGGGCCGCAAGGAUGCUGCCAUUGCCGCCAUCCUCUCACACUCUGGGGCUGACACUCUGCUGAGGAACAUGGAGAAUGAGACAGCCCAGGACCUGGCUGAUGGCAAUGAUGAUCUCCUCGCCUUGCUGCCCUUCGAUGACCUGAAGAUCUCAGGGAAGCCUGUUGUGUGCUCUGAAUGAGCAACUGGACUCCUUUGGCCCAUUGGGCUGCCUCCUUGCUCCGUGCUGCUGCCUGCUGGAACCUUGCCUGCCUGCAGUUCCGUAGGAGCAGAGUCACUCUGGGAAACUUAUUCCCCUGCCCCUCUGCUCUUUGGAAAAGUUUUGUUGGCCUCAGGCUGCCUUCCCAGACAGAAGAAAGUGGCAUUUUGAGCACUACACAGGGGAGGCUUUUCUUUCAGUAUCUGUACACUGCAGCAGGACUGAAUUUCCCCUCCUGGCCGUGGGCCUGACUUGUGGGGGUCUCCAGCAUAAAAAGGGAAGGAGCAGGAGAGGACUCGUUUUCACACUGAUGGAGCAUCCUCUGGCACCCCCAAACGCCAUCAGAAUAAGUGUGGGGUGAGGAGAGUCUACACUCACUCUAAUAAAUGUUUGUUGUUGCUGUGGGCACCAGAGGUCUCAUGUGAUCUAACCCAUCCUGCACCCCCACAGCAUCAGGAGGCUGAGCAUUACGCCAAGGGCCACGGACAUGAGGGCUGCAGGGGUUUCCCCCAUCUGCCCACUCCCUCGGGUCCUUUGCACCACAGAAGGUGAGUAGGAGCGCAGGGGCUUCCCCACUUGCAGAACCUUUCUACUGCUCAGGGCCAAGACUGGGAGAUCCCAGCCUGGUGCUCUAUUCCCAUGCUGUGCUGUCAGGCUGCAGGGCUGAAGAAAGAUUGUAGGAAAUGCCGGAAGACCAGGUUAUGGAUCCCUGCUUCUGCUGUUGUGCCUGACAUCUUGCUGCUUUACCAUGCUGUGGUUUCCUCUUUCGCAAAGAGGACAAAAGAUCCUGCCCAAUCUCCUGGCUUGAAAGGGUAUUAAAAACUUACAGCAUGGGUCUUCCCUGGGUUUUAGAUUCCCCCAGGCUGAAAGUGGACAAGAUGGCAGUAUUAUCUUCAUGCAACAUCCUUUCUGUUGUUCAGCUCACCACCCUUCUUUGCCCCCUCUCCAGCCAGAGGAGCACGUGUGAUGCACAUGCGAUGCAUUACGAAACCAGCAGCCAAAGGUGCUGUGGGAAUGGAGGCAUGGAGCCUGCCUGACCCCACCUCAGCCGGGGAAAUUCCCCUCUUGUUGCCUGGGAGCAGCUGCUGUUGUUUUGGACAAAUCCUGGAUGACGCAAUUGCCCGAGAUGCUCUGGAGUGAGCCUUUGUCUUCUUCCUCCCUUCGUGUGAGGGAAUGCUGCCACAAAAGCAGCGCAGGCACCCCCCCCGGGCUUCUCUGGAGGGUCUGGUCUCUUCAGCAGCCCUGGGCUGGAUUGCGUUUGUUUUGAAUCUUUACCUCUCACCUUCUGGCAGGGCCUCAACCCUGCUGCAAACCCGUGCGGCUGCUUCAAUGCCACCUUCACAGGGGACAUGAGGCACUCCUGGAUUGCUCAAAGCAGGAAUGACAGGUGCUGCAGGGCAGAGUGGGAUAGUGGGGCCAGGGCUGCAGCUGGGAGCGAAGGAAAAAGGCAGAAGCAAGUGAUGUGCACCUUUUGUUAUUAUAAAAUAAAACCAUUUGUUUUAAAAAGA